Messenger RNA from Pisolithus orientalis, 802 nucleotides. RefSeq lists its product as uncharacterized. The coding region runs from base 175 to 633 and encodes 152 amino acids. Lineage: Eukaryota; Fungi; Basidiomycota; Agaricomycetes; Boletales; Pisolithaceae. The record is from RefSeq and is a predicted model, not a curated record. The transcript has 2 exons.
AGCCAAGAAUGUCUGGAUGUCGAACACCUCUAGCGCCAUGGGCGGGAGGGGUGGACCAUUCUUCUGGGACCAUAUCCAACUACUUCUCCGGGUGCGAAGUGACAUCCAACCGGUCGACACCCAAUCGGCAGACCUUGCCGGCAGGCAAGGUUACCCGGAGAUUAUUUUUGUUUAAUGCGCGUACACAGCCAAAGCAGAUUAGGAACUGUUGGGAGUCUGGGUGUCCCCAAGCCUUUCAGCUCUCGGUACCAACGACCGUCCAGCAGAGCCAUCGACAUGGAUGAACUGGCUAUAGCACGAACCAAGUUAGCCCACUUAGAGGAAGAUGAACGACAGCUUCUUGAACAACUAUCGGACGUCCGUGUAGCAGCGGUGGCGCAGAGUAAGAGGACGAGGAACCGGUGCGUAAAAGACCACCAUCCAUCGCCUCCUUGCAGAAUUACUCUCGUCAAUUCUGCGUCUUGCUCUCCGUGGAACAGACUCUACGCGAAAGAAGAUCCUGGCACGUGUAUGGCGGCAUUGGAGGGAUGUGAUGCUGAACCAGCCAAGUUUCCGGUCUACGGUGGAGAUUGGUGGUGGACCGCAAUUGGAUCCCGUAAGGGAAUCACCCACAUCCUGGGACAGUCUUGGUGAAGGUCUGGACCUCCUCAUUCCUUGUGCAAACCGCUGCGGUAGUCUUUCCAUUUAUCCAUGUUCUUCGACAUCGCCAAUGCCGAUGCCUCAGUUCAUUUUGAACUGUAUUGGUGGUAUCGAGCUUCCUUCCUUAAAACGUGCUCUGCUUGAUUUGAGAGUGACUACCUUU